Molecule: messenger RNA, 2475 nt
Organism: Peniophora sp. CBMAI 1063
Lineage: Eukaryota; Fungi; Basidiomycota; Agaricomycetes; Russulales; Peniophoraceae
Source: the annotation of a GenBank genome assembly
AUGCUCACAGACGCGACGAUAGGCGACGGGAAGCAGGCGAGCUCUGAGAAGUGUACGAACUGCAGAGAUCACAGAUGGAAUUGCACAUUCUACAAUGCACCUGGAAAGAAAGUGUCACCCGGGUACAUAGAAGCCCUCGAACUCAAAGUGCAGAGGUUGCAAGGCCUCAUAAACCGGUUGCUCCCGGGGCGAGACUUCACAUAUGAAGUAGGCUUCGAGUUGACUCGCGAUAAUUGGAUGCUUCCUGGUGUUUGUGGCGCCUCGGAACUCGGCCAACCCAGUGCUUUCGUCGUAGAGCCCACUUCCUCGGCCUUCAGCGCGAGACACACUCCAGAUACCGCUCCAUCAAGCGCACUCUCAGUGAUGCCCUCUGGUCAUGCAACCCCGGAGACACCCAUGUCAGACAACGAAUUCUCUUCGGACGAGGACCGCCGUCACCCACCCAUCAAGUUACAGCACUUACGCGGCGUGUCGCAAUGGGUCUCGUGGUCGCAUUAUAUUACCCAUUACCUUGGCAAAUCUCUCAGCACCGGACUCAUCAAGACAGCUUUGGAGAUGUGCAGAGAGCUUAUGCCCGGUAUUCCGACCAAUGACGUUCUUCGCUUCCGCUCGAAGGUUUGGGACCGACCAGAUUGGUUGAACGGCCUCGGCGAUACAACUUUGCAACGGUCUUUUCACUUUCCCGAUCGCGAUGUUCUGGACCAACUUGUCGAGCUCUACUUCGCAAACUAUCACAUCAUUGUGCCCAUUCUCCAUCGGCCUACUUUCGAAGAAGACCUACGUUCCAACCUUCAUCUUCAUGACCGUACAUUCGGCACCGUCGUGCUCCUGGUCUGCGCUUUGGGGUCACGAUGGGCGCGCGAUCCUCGCGUCCUCGAGACGGGCGAUACCACGUGGCUAUCUGCAGGAUGGAAAUGGUUCAUCCAAUGUCGAGUCCUCGAUGAUGCCGCGCUUGCCUCUCCUUCAUCUCAUCUGCGCAUACUGCAAGCCCUCUGUCUAGCUGCGGUCUACGUUCCCAAUGUCUCACUGACACACGGAUGGAUGUAUAUCGGUCAAGGCAUUCGACUCGCCGUCGAUAUCGGUGCGCAUAAGCGACGAGUGUAUGGGGCGAACCCCACGUUGGAGGAUGAGAUGUUCAAACGCGCGGUCUGGAUCUUGAUACAUAUGGAUCGGGCGAUGAGCACUAUCAUGGGUCGGCCCUGCUGUAUCCAGGAAGAGGAUUUCGAUCUUGAGAUGAUGCGUUGUUGUGAUGACGAAUAUCUGACACCUGAAGAUCCUGAGCUAUUCGGAAUCCAACCCCCCGACAAACCCUCGAUCCUCACUUACUUCGUCUGGUCAAUGAAGCUCUCUCAAAUCCAAGGUCUCGCGCUGCGCACUCUCUAUGCUAGCACGAAGGCCAAGGCGCACUUCAAUUUCCAAGGCGAGGAAUGGCUUACACGGACUGUCGCCCGUUUCGACUCGCUACUCAAUGGUUGGGAAGACUCUAUCCCGGAACAUCUACGCUGGCAUCCUGAACAACCUAGCGAAGUGUUCUUGGCGCAGUCGGCUCAGUUGUACGCACAGUACUACACCACGCAGAUUCUCGUCCACCGCGCGCAGAUGCUGGUACCUCCGCGGGCACCCGUAUCAUACCCGUCCCUGGCUAUCUGCACGAGCGCCGCACGCUCUCUGAUACGCGUAGCCGGCGUCAUACACCGUAGAAAGAGAGAGCUCAUUGGGAGCUUGACAUGGCAAAUACAGACUGCAGCGAUGGUCACCAUCGUCACUCUUGGCCAUGCGCGUUUGGGGAACAUCAACAUUGAUCGCAAGAAAGCGCUGGCGGACGUUGACUGGGCCAUAUCCGUCUUGCGAGAAGGGGAGAUCAGAUGGCGCUGGUCCGGUAGGCAAGCGGACGUCGUCGAAUCUCUAAGAGUGCUCGGGGAGGCUCCUGCGGAGGAGUUCCUGCCGAUGGACCGACGGAAACGGUCACACGAAGCGGAUGAUGCUGCUGAUCCGGGUACCAUAAUGGAUCAGUUGGGUGCUAUACCCGGUGCAGACGUCUCCCAGCCACCAUUGUACGGCGGGGACCCGUCUGCCACGGACUGGAACGCGCCUUUGAUGACCUUCGGGCCUGCCGUCAGCGACGAACUCGCGCCGUACUCGAUGGACUAUGCGCAGGGCAACACGGUCCAACCACAUAGCGCAGACGCGGUCUUCGGGAAUAUCGACUUUGACGCCCUUUUUGGCUUCGGGAAUGUCAACACGGAGGGACUGCGACCUUGGUCUCCCGCCCCAUUCGAGGGCGCGCUGGACAUGCCUCCAGCUGACACGGUCCAGGAGGGCACGAGCUUAGGGGUUGAGGACUGGUCAAGCUUGACCGUUGAUUACAGUAAGACGGAAGAUUGGCAGUGGACGGCUCUGCAGCAGGAUGCACAAAGUGAAGGGCCUUCGACGAGUUAUGGGCAUUCGCGGAUGUGGGACGUACACGGCGGAUAG